AUGCGCACUGCUACUGGGAAUACUACCACUAACAAUAAACAUCAAUACAUUGGUUCAUAUAUACCCAAUGAUAUCAUUAGAUCAUCACUUAGUGACUCAAAUACUCUCGUUGAAAAUGGCUAUGACCCUACGGUCUGCAACUUAUUUGAUAUUGUCACGCUAAGUUCUGGCAUUCAAAAGAUAGCUUGCGCCACGGGAAGUGGGGGCACAACGCUAGAGGUUUCGGAGCUUAAUGUCCAUUCAAUGUCUAUACCAGAAAUCGCUGGUGAUCCCUUUAGAGUUGACUUCAACGAACAAAUCAAACACAUUCUGUGGUCUCAAGAAACGCAAGUGGAAGAAAGACGGAAAACGUCAACAUCAUCAACAUCUCAAUACCAUCUCAUGGUCAUGACGGACAAUGUCAUUUAUAUCUUUGAGUCCAGCAAUAAUAAUCGACUUUUAAUGGAGUUGACAGCUUCUGAUAUAGAAGGAGUCUCGUUUGCUGCGGCUGUGUUCUCACCCUUUGAUCCUCGACUAUUCUGUGCCAUCGACAAACAAGGCAACUUCAUCCUAUGGCAUCUUGACGGGGGGAUACUCUUUCAAGAGAAGUAUCACCAAGAUGAAACGGAGUUAUCUUCUUGGAAGAAGGUUUGUUGGGGCAGUACUCCUUCAAGUCUCUACAUUGGUUGUCGUUCAGGUAUGCGUGAAUAUGAAGUUCUGUCGUCUUCUACUCCUAAGGUUUACGACAUCAUCACGACCAAUACUUGGUCCAAACUAUUGGAUUUCAAGGUGUGUUCGACCAAUAGACACUACGGGUUCUUACUUACAUCCAAGGAACUCAUUAUGAUUCGAACGACUCCUACCACCACCAGGGAAGUCUCGUGGAAACAUUUUCUUUCAGACACUGACCCAUCUCUAAAGCUAACCUUGCUUGAAGACGGUAACGAUGUUCACUGUGUGAUUUACUCUGUUUUACAUGAAGUGGUCAUAUUGUACCGAUUUGGGCUCCUGGACAAUGGCAAGCCCAUAAUGGGGUCAAACCCAUACAUCUUGAAAGAAGGCAUCGGAAGUAACCAACAUGUGCAGUUGAUUAAUCUUCUGGAAUGUUUUAAGGAUGAAGAAGAAGAAGAAGAAGAUCGAAAGGUCGUGGGACUAUUUGAAAUGAAUUGCUCUCAUUGUUUAUCAGCAACAUUGUUAACUGACAAAGAAGGACUAUCGUUGAAUCAAACCAGAGACAAAAUUGUAUCAAAGUCACCGACGAAGUCAAAGUCACAGCCAAAGGAACGACACAAAGUGUUUCAAAGAUUCAGUAAGAAACAGUUUAGACCGAUGUUGCAGCAAAUACAAAAGACCCUUGACAUUUCUAUUGAUAAUCGUGAACCGGAUAUGGACAUUGAGUUGGUCCAAGAUUACGCGUAUAAGUUGGGUUCAGCCCUUAACAAGGUGGAAGACUCCAAAGUGUCGCUAUUGGAUUUGGCCAAAGAGAUUCCUCAGAGUGAAGACUUGGAGGAAUUCGACUCAAUGAUAGAACAAUUGGUAUCUUAUUUUGAAACCAAGAACAUCACCAUAUCAACUUCACAACUAGCGAAACUACUUGGGGUCGAUAAUUUGGAGUCGUUGUUUGAACUGCAAGCCAUGUGGCUCAAGAAUAACCAUGCUUCAAGCUACAAUUUGAGCAUGUUUGUUACACUAGUUGGCUUGAGUCUCCUAAGAUGUAACAGUGCGACCACUGCUACUGAGAGUAGCGACACCCUUGAAUCAGAGUUACAAAUGUGUGGUGAUGAUUUUGUCAAGGAUCUCCUUGACAGCUGGGACACGGUUAUAAACGAAGACCCACAUCAACAUAAUAUUGAACGAAAAGAUGAAGCACUGACGACUCGAGUUGUUGAUGAAAUACCAACCAUCCGAAUCACUCAAACACAAUCCCAAAAUAAUCAUACUAUCCAACAACCAAUUGCUACGUCUCCUAGAGCUCAAAUGGCUAUCAAUUUGGGCUCACAAUCACCAUCAUCUCCUAGGAAACUGUUACUUGGAUCAUCACAAAGAUUUGGACUCUCUCAAGCACUUUCACUCUCCCAAAGAUCACUGGGCCAACAUCCUAAACGGAAAAAGAGAAGAGGUGGAUUCAAUUAA
Molecule: messenger RNA, 2112 nt
Organism: Lizanozyma spartinae
Lineage: Eukaryota; Fungi; Ascomycota; Pichiomycetes; Serinales; Debaryomycetaceae
Exons: 2
Coding region: 1-2112 (703 amino acids)
Biological process (GO): nucleolar large rRNA transcription by RNA polymerase I
Cellular component (GO): RNA polymerase I core factor complex
Molecular function (GO): RNA polymerase I general transcription initiation factor binding; RNA polymerase I transcription regulatory region sequence-specific DNA binding
Source: RefSeq, a predicted model, not a curated record